Suillus plorans is the source of this 879-nucleotide messenger RNA. RefSeq lists its product as uncharacterized. NCBI's taxonomy places the organism in Eukaryota, Fungi, Basidiomycota, Agaricomycetes, Boletales, Suillaceae. The transcript is spliced from 4 exons. The record is from RefSeq and is a predicted model, not a curated record. The annotation marks the transcript as partial.
CAGCUUGGUCAGAUCACUAUGGACAAUGCGUCCAACAACAACACACUUAUGGUAGAGAUUGAGGGUGAGCUUACACGAAGAGCUAUUCCCUUUGAUCGCAAUGGUAACCCCUCAACUGAUCCUGUAAACCAGCCAGCACUUCAAGCCUAUGCCAGAACUCUAGAACGCGAUCCAGUUGGACAAUGCCGUGCGAUAGUUUCAGCUUGCCGAUCAUCUGGCCAACGCCGUCGUCGUCUCCAGGCUGUGAUUCAAGAAGGCAAUGCAAAUGGUUUCUGGAGAGGGAAGCUUCCCGAUGGAAAGACCAUGCUACCAGCUGUACAGCUGCUCCGUGACUGCACAACUAGAUGGUCAUCAACAUUCAAGAUGGUCGAUAGAGUGCUAAUGCUAAACCCAGCCAUCCAAUCCUUCCUACUUGAGACACAGAAUGCUGACAUUUCGGGCCUCUCCAUGGAUGCAAAGGAUACCGAUGUUCUUCGCGACAUACAUCAAAUCAUCGAAGUCCCUCACGUAGCGCAAGAACUCCUCUCUUCGGAGCGGACACCAACCCUAUCAAUGGCUCUACCCGCUUAUGAAGUGCUGACUAGCCAGUGGACCCAAUUACGAAGCACGAUCUGGGAGUUAUCCCACUAUAUUGAUAUCGGUCUUGAUAAACUGAGGCAGUAUAUCAAUGAAGGAAGGAAAACUCGGAUAUACGCACUUUCGAUGGUCGUUCAAGUUAAUCCAAACAUCAAGCUUAAGUGGUUGAGGGAACACUGGGAGGCUGCGGAUGUUGGAAAUGCUCGAGAAUGGAUACUACAAGCAGUUCGUCUUUUCUUUUUCUACGCGCUCUGGAUGACACAAUUUUUGGGUGCAGAUGACUUCAUUUCGUACAUCCAUUAG